ACCACACCCCGCUUCUGUUACCGAAGCAGGGAUGCGGUCUAUCGAGCACAAGAAUCUUUCUUCGGUGUUUGCAUUCCUGUCGCAACGUCAAUAGUGAUGUCCAGUCAAUUCCCAUCGCUGAAGCGAGCCCAGACGGAUUUCCUCGUGGAGUCAUCGAGUCCACUACGACACGGGUCAACCGCGUCCACCAAUUCGUCCGCCUACUCAGUCGCAUCAAGUUCAUUUACUCCAAGCCGGACAAGCACGGUAUCUUCCAAUGCGUCCAUACAGAGCAACCUAGGUCAUCACCGAGGAAAGAGUGAGGCAAGCGCAGUCAGGAUGGAGUCAACAAACGGAGGAAUCUCGGAAAGUGCUGGCAGCACUUAUGAAAAUAUUCGCCGGUCUCUACGACCCUUACAACAGGCGCCUAACAUCAAUCCAACGCCCUCGAAGGCUGGCGCCUAUCGACACACCCGCAGCCACACCAUAGACGAGAAACAGUAUUUGAAGGAUAUGCGACCGAGUACCCCAGAGUUGCCUCAUGCCCACCUCAAGGAAAAUGAGUCGCCUCGGUAUAAAUCGCCUGCAUUUGAGCCUCAAACACCCCCUCUGGGUGCUUCGCCUCGCCACUGGUCGCCCACUCCAACUCCAGGAUCUUCCCGCCCUUCAUCUCCUCAGAAGACUCUGCCCGGAAGCCCACGUCCAGCUCAACUUACGACAACUCUCUCUACCCCAGAACUCGAAACAUUCCAAAAAUCAUCCACACGCCAUCUCAGAACGCUGUCCAAGUUCGCUCAAUCUGGUGAAGGCGAGGAGUUCCAACUCGCGUCUGCAACAGCAUCUGUGAUUGGUCUACAGGGUCGGCGACGAUUGAAGCGAGCUGACUCAGUGGCUGGGAGAAAUGGCGCGAUAUCACCAGAAAAGCCCAAAGCGUCCUCAUGGGCAGCAGGGAACUGGAUGGAUCAACAGCGACAAUUUCUACAAGCGUACGAGUACCUGUGUCAUAUUGGCGAGGCGAAAGAGUGGAUUGAAGAGGUUAUGAAAAAAGAAAUCCCGCCAAUUGUUCAGCUGGAGGAGGCACUGAGAGAUGGUGUGACCCUGGCGGAGGUGGUACAGGCCAUGUAUCCUGACCGAACUUUGCGAAUCUUUCGAAACCCAAAGCUACAAUAUCGCCAUUCAGACAACAUUGCCUUGUUUUUCCGCUUUCUCGACGAUAUUGAGUUACCGGAGCUUUUUCGAUUCGAGCUCAUCGACCUCUACGAAAAGAAGAAUCUUCCGAAAGUCAUUCACUGUAUCCAUGCUCUUUCUUGGUUGCUGUUUAAAAAUGGCAUGCUGGACUUCCGCAUGGGCAACCUGGUUGGUCAGCUUGAAUUUGAACACCACGAACUUGAAAAGACUCAAAAAGGUCUUGACAAGGCGGGUGUCAGCAUGCCGAGCUUUGCAGGCAUGGCUGCGAACUUCGGCGCAGAGCCAGAACCCGAGCCCGAACCUGUUGAGUCGGAGGAAGAGCGAAUCGACCGCGAGCUACACGAGAACGAAGCCGCAGUUGUUGACUUCCAGUCUCAGAUCCGGGGAGCCAUGAUGCGCCUCAAGCUUGGAAAUACGAUGAAUGAUCUUUGGGAUUUCGAGCCUUUGCUGGUUGAAUUGCAAUCACGUAUUCGUGGCGACUGGGCUCGCCAAAUCAGCCAAUAUCGACUUGAGAUGCGUCAGUUUGCGGUUCAACUGCAGGCAGUCAGUCGGGGAUUCAUUGUUCGUCACCGCCAGAAAGGUGAUAUGCAGUCUCGCAAAGCCCAAGAGUGUGACAUUCUUGAGCUCCAGAGUCUUAUUCGGGCUUCCAAGUCGCGAGCCCAGACAAACUUGUUGCAGACUCGUAUGCGAAAAGAGGAGUCCGGAAUAAAGAAUUUCCAAGCAGCAAUCAGGGGUGCCCUCCAACGAAAGAUUGUCGCUGAUCAAUACGAUGACACUCGAUAUGCAGAGAACGAUGUUACUGCCCUUCAAGCAGCAAUAAGGGGUGCUCUCCAGCGCAAGAUCGUUGCCGACCAGUUUGAUGAAACUCGGUCUGCUGAGAACAAUGUUACUGCCCUGCAAGCUGCAAUUAGAGGUUCCCUUCAGCGCAAGAUCUUUGCCGAUCAAUAUGAAGACACCCGAUCAGCGGAGAAUGAUGUUACCGCCCUUCAAGCAGCCAUCCGUGGUUCCUUGCAACGGAAGCAGAUGAGCGUACAAUCACAGCAAAUUGAGGAGACUAGCAGUCCAGUCCAGUCACUUCAGGCUGUGAUUCGUGGUACCCUUGCUCGCCAGCAUAUGGCUCAGGUCAAGGCUUCGCUCCACAACGAGAGUGUCGCUGUCACCGUAUUACAAGCAGGUGCUAGGGCACUUGCUGCGAGAAAACGACACUUGGAACUUCUGGAUGCUCUGUCAAAAUCGGAGAGUGAGUGCAUUGAAUUCCAAGCGAUAAUACGCGGUGCCACAGUCAGACAGGGCAAUCAAGUUCUCCGCGGUGAGCUAGCGCAGCAUAUUUCAUCAGUCACUGCCAUGCAGGGAAUACUGAGAGCCAACGCUCUGCGAGACUUCUUGCAAUCGCAACAUGACCAGCUCAUGAACUCUGAGAGUACCGUGCUGGAUGUGCAGUCAAUGGCUAGAGGCUUGAUCCAGCGUAAGCACCGGAAUGACGAACGGAAAGCAUUGGAAGAACACGAGAAUGCCGUUGUGGAGAUUCAAGCACUUUCUCGCGCAGCUCUGGAGCGUAUGAGAGUCGGUGAUAUUCUCAAUAACCUUGAAGACAACGAAGAGGAAGUCGUUGAGCUUCAAGCCCUGGCUCGGGCCAUGAUUGUUCGGCUUCAGGUCGGCGAGAUGCUUGCUGACCUGGAGGAUGAGGAACACAUCAUCACUGACUUGCAAGCACACAUUCGCGGCACCAUCGUCCGAAACCGCUUCGAGGAGAGACGCCGCCAUUACAAUCAGAACAUGGAGAGAGUCAUCAAGGCUCAAAGUGUCAUCCGCGGCCGCAUUCAAGGCCGUGCGUACAAGAGCUUGACGGGUGGAAAGAAUCCACCUGUUGGAACAGUCAAGGGCUUCGUGCACCUUCUCAACGAUAGCGAUUUUGACUUUGACGAGGAAAUUGAGUUCGAACGACUGCGAAAGGUCGUUGUUCAACAAGUCCGGCAAAACGAGAUGGCAGAGCAGUACAUCAGCCAGCUGGACAUCAAGAUUGCUCUACUGGUCAAGAACAAAAUCACACUUGAUGAAGUUGUCAAACACCAAAAGCACUUCGGUGGUCAUAUUGGUAACUUGCUGUCCAACACUGACAUCUCUUCUAAAGAUCCGUAUGAUCUGAAGGCUCUGAACAAAACCUCCAGAAGGAAGUUGGAUCAGUACCAGGUCUUUUUCUUCCUUUUACAGACUCAAUCGCAAUAUCUGGCAAGACUGUUCCGACGACUUCGCGAGAUCAAUACCUCAGACAAGGAAUAUGAAAGAAUCAGACAUCUAAUGAUGGGCCUCUUUGGGUACUCACAGAAGAGGCGGGAAGAAUAUUACCUUGUGAGACUUCUCGCACGCUCGGUCAAAGAGGAUAUCGAAGGUUUCGCGACACUGUCUGAGUUCUUGCGCUGCCACUCUUUCUGGAACAAGCUGUUCAGCUCCUACGCCAAGUCACCUCGGGACCGAAAGUUCAUGCGUGAUGUCCUGGGCCCGGUAGUCAAGGAAUCCGUAAUUGACAAUCGUGAACUCGAUCUUGAGAGUGACCCGAUCCAGAUUUAUCGCUCUUCAAUCAAUAACGAGGAGCUUCGCACAGGUCAGCGAAGUCGACGACCAGCAGACCUUCCUCGCGAGGAAGCAAUCAGAGAUCCUGAAACCCGGGAAACUUUCAUUCAGAAUUUGCAAGAUCUGCGUGAUGUUGCGGACCAGUUCUUUGCUGCCCUCGAAGAUUUCUUGUACCGCAUGCCAUUUGGGAUCCGAUACCUGACCAAGCAAAUGUACGAAAAUUUGCUUGCCCGUUUCCCUAAUGAAGACCCCGGAUUUGUUCUUCAGACGGUAGGCCACUGGGCAUGGAAAAGCUAUUUCCAGCCGGCUGUACUAGAGCCAGAGAAGUAUGGUGUGGUGGAUCGUGGUUUGACUCAAGAGCAAAAGCGAAAUCUGGGGGAAAUCGCGAAGGUAGUUGCGCAGGUCGCUUCUGGUAGACUCUUCGGAGCAGCCGAAAAUGUCUACCUUCAACCUUUGAAUACCUACAUCGGCGAGUCAAUACAACGACUAGGGCGCAUUUGGGGACAGAUGAUUUCCGUCCAGGAUGCGGAAGCCUACUUCGACAUUGAUGAAUUUAAUGAUCUUUACGCCAAAGCCAAACCGACUUUGUACAUUAAAAUGUCCGACAUUUUCUCUAUCCACCAACUUGUCGCCUCACAAAUUGACUGCAUGUGUUCACACCCCGAUGACUUCCUUAAACAGCUUGUCCGGGAUCUGGGCAACGUGAAGAGCAACGAGAAUGAAUUGAUGAGCGUCAGCUCUACCGAGAUCAAUCUCACACUCAAUCCCAAGCUGGCUCAGGUUGAAGAUCCGGAAGCGGCCAUAAAGACUUUGUUUAUGGAGACCAAAAGAUGCAUUCUUUACAUUAUCCGAGUUCAAAGUGGUACCAACUUGAUGGAUAUCAUGCUCAAGACACCCAGUGAAGAAGAUGAAGAGCGCUGGGAUACUUUGGUUCGAGAAGAAUUGAGCACAGGCAACCCACGCCGGGGUGCCUACUCCGAGGCUAGCACAUUGAUUGAUAUCGGUUCGAUGACCUACUCGGAGCUGAAGGGUACCGCCCUGGAGAACAUUCUCCGCCUCGAGCAAGCUGGCAAGAUCAGCCGCCACAACCACUACCAGGAUCUCCUGAACGCCAUCGCUAUCGACAUUCGAACGAAGCACCGUCGACGAAUCCAGCGGGAGCGCGAAUUGGAGGGUGCGCGCCUGACUUCCAACCGUCUAAGCGACCAAGCUUCCUAUCUAGAGGGACAACUCAAGACCUACAACGAUUACAUUGAGCAGGCCAUGAUUACUCUUCAGAACAAGAAGGGAAAGAAGCGAUUCUUGAUGCCAUUCACCAAGCAAUGGGACCACCAGCGGGAACUUCAAAAAUCCGGCAAGGUUUUCAAGUUCGGAUCGUACAAAUACUCUGCCCGCAACCUGGCGGACCGUGGCGUGCUGGUUGCCUGGAAGGGUUAUUCUGAUCGGCAAUUUGACCGGGUGGACUUGACAAUUUCUAGUAACGAAGUCGGUGUGUUCACCAUUGACGGUAGUAGUGGCAACAUGAUGGUUCCUGGAGCCAAUGCCCAGGUCCCAUUGGAUGACCUAUUACAGGCUCAAUUCAACAACACACAAUUCAUGGACUUCUUUGACGGGCAGAUGAGGGUCAACGUGAACCUUUUCUUGCAUCUGAUCAUGAAGAAGUUCUACAAUGAAUAA
Penicillium pulvis is the source of this 5415-nucleotide messenger RNA. Its product is annotated as putative Ras GTPase activating protein. Gene Ontology annotation, molecular function: GTPase activator activity; protein binding. Gene Ontology annotation, cellular component: cytoplasm. The transcript is spliced from 3 exons. The record is from RefSeq and is a predicted model, not a curated record. NCBI's taxonomy places the organism in Eukaryota, Fungi, Ascomycota, Eurotiomycetes, Eurotiales, Aspergillaceae. The annotation marks the transcript as partial. Gene Ontology annotation, biological process: regulation of GTPase activity; regulation of actin cytoskeleton organization.